Messenger RNA from Puntigrus tetrazona (Sumatra barb), 1713 nucleotides. Its product is annotated as kelch-like protein 10. The record is from RefSeq and is a predicted model, not a curated record. Gene Ontology annotation, molecular function: protein binding. The transcript has 8 exons. NCBI's taxonomy places the organism in Eukaryota, Metazoa, Chordata, Actinopteri, Cypriniformes, Cyprinidae. Bases 1 to 1713 code for a protein of 570 amino acids.
AUGGAGAAAAUCAGUCCCGCGGCCUUUAAUGUGUUUGAUGAAGCACGUUUACUGGGUGAACACACUGACUUGAUCGUCAGGGCAAAUGACAGAGAAUUUCGAGUGCACAAGAUCAUCUUGUGUGGCUGCAGUCCUUACUUUAGGGUUCUUUUCUCCACCAGUUGGACGAGAACCACACAAAAUGUUCUUGACAUUCCAGGAAUGUCCCAAAACGUCUUGUCUCUUAUUAUACAGUACGCAUACACAGGACGUGUCUUCAUUACAGAAGAGAACGUGUCGGAGCUCUUAGUGGCGGCCGAUCAGUUCUUAAUCUCAGGUCUGGUAGAGGCCUGCUGUCAGUUCCUGGAGUCGCGCUUGCGUCCGGAGAACUGCAUUGGCGUCUGCGUGUUUGCAAAGGAUUUCCACUCCUGCUCCAAGCUCCGUCGCAAAGCACAGCUCUACAUCCUGCGGCACUUUGAGGAGGUUCUGAAAGCGUCUGAGGAGUUCCCGGAGCUCUCACUGGAACAGCUCGAGGAGAUCAUUGAGAAAGACGAGCUGAACGUCAAACAGGAGGAGGUGGUUUUUGAAGCGGUGCUCCGAUGGAUUUCUUACGCACCUGAAAGCAGGAGGAAAGACAUCGCCACGCUUCUGCCGAAGGUUCGAUUGGGAUUGUUGAAGUUAGGCUACUUCAUCGGUAAAGUAAAGAGCAAUCCACUGGUGAUGGAGAAUGAAGCCUGCGUGCCUCUUAUCAUCAAUGCAAUGAAGGCUUUGUUUGAAUAUGACGUGGAUUUACGUGAACCCAUCGGCUCGGAGCUCAUGCGUCAACUGAAACGCCCGCGUCUGCCCUCUGCGAUCCUAUUGGCCAUCGGAGGAUGGAGCAAUGGCAAUCCCUCCAAUGCGAUCGAGGCGUAUAACGCAAAUGCGGACCGCUGGGUCAAUGUGACUCUUGAGCGCGAGCGUCCCAGAGCCUAUCAAGGCACAGCUGUCCUGGAUGAGUUUGUCUACUGUGUUGGUGGCUAUGACAGCGUAGAGUACUUUAACAGCGUGAGGAAACUCAAUCUCAUCACUCAAACUUGGCAUGAGGUGGCUCCCAUGUAUGAGCGUCGCUGCUACGUUAGUGUUGCUGUUCUGGAUGGGAUCAUUUACGCCGUCGGUGGCUUUGAUGGACAAGGACGGCUCAAAUCGGCAGAACGCUAUGAUCCUGACACCAACCAGUGGACACUGAUGGCGUCCAUGAAUGAAAGGAGGAGCGACGCCAGCGCCACCUCACUGCAGGGCAGGGUUUAUAUCUGUGGAGGUUUUACCGGGACAGACUGUCUCUUCUCGGCUGAAAGCUAUAACCCCGACACAAACCAGUGGACUCUCCUCGCUCCCAUGAGCAGCCGGCGCAGUGGUGUUGGUGUGGUCGCUCACAGGGACCUAGUUUAUGCUGUUGGUGGUUUCGAUGGUGCCAGUCGUUUGCGGACUGCAGAAAUCUACAACCCACAGACUAACGUUUGGUGUGAUAUUGCAUCCAUGUACAAUCCACGGAGCAACUUUGGCAUUGAGGUGGUGGAUGAUCAGUUGUUUGCUGUCGGAGGGUUUAAUGGAUUCAGCACAACGUCUGAUGCAGAGUUCUACGACGAGAAGUUAAAUGAAUGGUUUAAUGUCAAAGAAAUGGGCCUUCUGCGCAGCGCCCUGAGCUGCUGCGUGAUAUCAGGAUUACCUAACAUGGCUCAGUAUGCUGCCCAGUGA